Trypanosoma theileri is the source of this 2679-nucleotide messenger RNA. RefSeq lists its product as uncharacterized. The record is from RefSeq and is a predicted model, not a curated record. Gene Ontology annotation, molecular function: mRNA binding. Gene Ontology annotation, cellular component: cytoplasm. The transcript has a single exon. The coding region runs from base 1 to 2679 and encodes 892 amino acids. Gene Ontology annotation, biological process: post-transcriptional regulation of gene expression. Lineage: Eukaryota; Euglenozoa; Kinetoplastea; Trypanosomatida; Trypanosomatidae.
AUGCGGCCAUACCACAGCGGCCCAUCUCCGUUGGGUGAAAGGAGUGUCCCAAUGCAGUACUAUAACCAACAACAACAACAACAACAACAACAACCGCAGCAUCAACAACAACACCAACAUCAUCAUCAUCAUAUACAAUCGCAGCACCAUCAAUUUUAUACUCAUCACGCACAUUUUCAAGGUAUUGUCCCCCCAAAUGGGGCCGCUGUACCACAACAACAACCAACUCAGUACUAUUCAACUCCCAGUGUACUACCGACUACAACCUAUUAUACCCAACCCCAUCACUUGCAACAGCAAAUUCCACAUCAACACCAACAUCAGCAUCACCAUCAUCAUCAUCAUCAUCAACAUCAACACCAUCAACGACAAGCGCCUGGUGUUGGAUUCGGCAAUAUUCCUCGAGCAGGAUGUACACUUUACACUCCUGCCCCUUAUGAUAUGGGAUUUACAGCACCACAGCAGAUUUAUUACCGCGAAAACUUUCGUGGUGGACGUGGACGUGGAGGGUCUGCGGUUGCUUCUGGUGGCAGUGGUGGUACUGGGGCUUCUACUACCGGCGGUGGAUCUCGUGGUGGACAUAGUGGCAGUUUAGAGCCGCGAGAGUCGUAUUUUGCGGUACAUUUGAAGAGUUUUGGAGAGUUGGAAGAGGCAGGGCGGCGUGGUUCCCUGCGUGAGUCUCUGCAGCCAACGGUACUUGGCCGCAUGAACCGACGGGCCUCAAGUGGAACACUAAAGAUUCUCGUGUUAACAGAGCGUAAGUAUCUUGCAGCAUGCAUGUCUGUUCCACGCUCAGAAGAUGAUGUUGUUUUGUCAAAGGAAGUCGCUUCGGAAUUUUUGGAUGUGCAACACGUACACUGUGAUGAUGGGCUCCGUUUGGUAGAUGUUGAAGAUGGUACGCAUGUGGCAAAGCACGUGUACGCAACCCUACGUACUGCCUUGGCUCAAUUGGCAUUAUAUGAUAAACCACAGGCGAAGGCUGAGAUGGAAGUUGAUAUCCAUACCCCCGCUUCAACACUUCUACUGAAAGAUAUUUUACAGAGUCGCGCUGUAUUUUCCGCACUUUCUUCCGCAUUAACAAGUACUGAUGACGGUACGGCAACAGAAUUAUGGAAACGUAUGCUCCUUGAACCUACUACACCCGCUAUCACAGGUGAUGGUACUGAAAAUAACCAACCAACACAACAACAACAAGAAGAAGAAGAAGAACAAAAACAACAACAGCAACAAAAACAACAACAACAAAAAGUGGCAGGAAAGUCUAAUGCCACGAUGUUUCUCCCUUCAUGCGGUGUUGCUUUACUCGCUACGGCGCAGGGAACACGACUGUUUAGACUCGCACUGUUACAUCAGCAGCGGCGGAAAGAACUCUUUAAUAUCUUGUAUGACCCUGAGACACACUCAAUGGAUCCUGCAGCAGAGCCACUCUUCAUGGCCCUCUUUUCUUGCUCACUGGCGUCAAGGUUUGUAUUUGAAUGUUUUGGUCUUGUGGAAGGCACAGCCCGUUGUGAUGAGGAAGUGAAUAUUCUCUGUACGGGUCUUGAACGACUCGCACUGAAGGUGGUUUGCAGUAAUGGUGGUAGUUUCAUGAUGACAGCCCUUGUGAAGGCACUCUGUCCAAGUCGAUUUACGGGAGGACACAAAACAGGUGGAAAACGUGGACGCGAUGCUGAGACAGAUGCACAACAACAACAACAACAACAGCAACAGGCAGAAAAUGAACAGAAUGAAAAUGAAAAUGAUGGUCAGGGAAUGCACUUGUCUGGAAUGUCUGCCUCAGGGCACAAGAAUGAGGGUCCUUCUGAAUGGCGUUUAUUCUACGCGGUGGCGCGAGCCUUUGUCGCUGGACCUAUUCCCGGUGAUACAGGGGAAGAUGCAGCGACACUUAGUCGCCGUGUUAAACUGCUUACACAGCAUGUUGUGGCCUGUCGUGCAAUUCAAAGUCUUAUUCCUUUUUUUGCAGAUGCCAUUGUUCAAGUGGGAAAUGCCACAAAACAACAAUCAGAGAAUGCCACAUCACCGGAGGCGACUCAGUUUGGUGAUGAUUGUGUAAAGAUUAUUGGUGAAGUAGCAAAUCAGAGUGGACUCUUGGCCAAUCAUAGUUAUGGAAAUUAUGUUUUACAGACUGUUAUAACAGAGUUAGCGCAGCGUGCUAAUUCUGGAAGUCCUAUUUGCGAAAUGCUACAAAAAGUACUGGAUGCCUUAUGUAGCACUAUCUUUGAAGUCAGUGUACAGAAGUUUGCUUCCAAUUGUGUUGAAACUGCUAUUGCAGAAUGUAAUAUUCUUCCAGAUGGAGCCGCCAUUAUUUUGCGUUUUGCUAGGGCUCUUCUGGCGGAUGGUCCAAAUCGAAUGAUGCAAGUGGCUCUCCAGCAGUAUGGUAAUUAUGUUGUGCGCAAACUGCUGGAUCGACUUACACUCAUUGCAAAAGGUACAGGCAUCCGAGAGGGGGGCUCACCGGGAGUUACAGAGACGGAAAUGGCAGAAGCAAAGGAACUUGAGCAGCAGUUCUUCCAGACUCUUACUUCACAGUUUAAUCAAUUGCGACAAACCUCUCAUGGUGCUGGGCUGCUCGCAUGGGUACAGAAUGAACGGGAUAGAAUACGUCCAACACCAGUAGCAUCAGCCACAGCGGGAGGAGGUGGAGAUGCUGGUGGUGUUGAAGAGAGUGAAAAACAAUAG